Bombina bombina (fire-bellied toad) is the source of this 1662-nucleotide messenger RNA. It is a transcript of the gene CENATAC, whose product is annotated as centrosomal AT-AC splicing factor. NCBI's taxonomy places the organism in Eukaryota, Metazoa, Chordata, Amphibia, Anura, Bombinatoridae. Bases 533 to 1540 code for a protein of 335 amino acids. The record is from RefSeq and is a predicted model, not a curated record. The transcript has 11 exons.
UUUUGAGUUUACUGUCCCUUUACAACUUAAAUGCUCCCACAAACGUUUCAGUUUUGACCUUUCUAUCCUCAAGAGUAAAGUGCCUGAACAAGUUAGGCCAUCAUCCCUGAUUUCUUGAAAGUGCCCAGUAAUAGUGCUUAGCAAGUCAGGUAUUUGUUUAUAUAAAUACAUAUACUUUAUCGACCGGGAGUGCAGCAUUUUCCCUAUUUGCAAUAUGAGCUGCAGAUGGCACCAGACACAGAACACAAAAUCUCCUACAAUUGGCGAUAGCCUCAGUAAGGCUCAUUGUCUUGCGGCAACAAACCAGAGAAGCUAUGUGAACAGAUAUAACGAUACGAUCCUGACCAUUUUGUCCUCCAAAAAAACAGCCUUCAAGUAACAAAACAGAGACAAAGUUGGUAAAAAUAAAUAAAUAACUUCCUCGAAUAUGAGGGCCCCGAAGUACAAUAUCACAUGACAAAUGGGAAACGUUUACGUGCAGGUUAACGUCCUGACGCAGUCCUGGCAGUGAAGCAUUUUCAGACCCGCUAAGAUGGCGGUGUAUCACUGUACUGUGUGCCGAAAAAGUAGUUUUUGUGGUCGCAGGAAACAUGUUUAUGAGAAGGGGCACAGGGAACGGCUGGCUGGGAUACUCAAGACCUUCAGUAGUAAGAUAUCCGCUGCAAGGAAAAUGAUAAAAGGGGCUUCUGUUGUAAAGUACAGUCCCUCUGAGCAUGAGGGAAGUUUUUGGUGUUACUGCUGUGAUGCAGAAGUAAAGAAACACACAACAGAUGGGAACCAAACUGUAUUGUUUGGAGGGAUUCUGGAGCAUAUGCAAAGCUCAGAACAUGUAAAAGCAGUGAACAAAUUUUGGUGGACACAUCAAGCUGAGAAAAAUCUUAAACCACAAUUUGUACUUAGCUCAGAAGAAUUUGAGAGGUUUAAGUCGUCUGUUACCAAAGCCCUUGACAACUACGAGGAAACAGAGGAUGUUCUGAUCAAACAGGUUGCUGCUCAGAUCCGACAGGUUGAAGAAAACCGGAUGGAAAUUUUGCAGAGCGUCCUAGAGCCUACAACUAAUCCAGUGGAAGAAGAGGAGGCAGAAAGUGCACAUGUAUCCUCCAGGAAACUAGAGUUUAACCCUGAAAAAGCAGGUCCAAGUAGGGUCCACGCCAUGACCCUUGGAAGUCCUCCGCCUACUGGAGUAGGGCCACUUCUCACAUUUAUCGGGCAUCAGGUACUUGCAGACAACAAGCUUAAUGUUCACACAGGUGCCCUCCCACCCUGGCUGAGGCUCGAUGAAGAGGAGGAGGAGAAACAGCAGGAGAUCGGCCCCUCACAUGCUGACUUCAUUAAACAUCAGGAGAAGCAAAAACUGAAGAAACUUCCUCCAAAUCGUGUUGGGGCAAACUUUGACCAUAGUUCUGCUACAGAUGAGGGCUGGCUGCCAUCCUUUGGCAGAGUAUGGAACAGCGGCAGGAGAUGGCAGUCUCGGCACCAGUACAGGAGUGAAGCAGAAGAGAAAGGAGCCAAAAGAAAAAGACGUGAAGAGGAUCUGUAAUUUCAGGAAGCUUUGGAAAAAGAAAAAAAAAUCUCCAUGCUUUGUGUCAAUUUGUUCUUAUUUAAGUCUGCUUGUAUGAAAUAUGUUUGUCUUUGAAAAAUAAAAAAAAUACUAUUGCCACA